Messenger RNA from Cylindrotheca closterium, 4359 nucleotides. The record is from the annotation of a GenBank genome assembly. NCBI's taxonomy places the organism in Eukaryota, Bacillariophyta, Bacillariophyceae, Bacillariales, Bacillariaceae.
AUGAGUGCGACAAUAUCAAUCAAGUUGAGCAACGCUUCCACAGAACGUUCUAAGAAUUUGCGAUUAGCCAAGGCCACCCUUGCUUCUAAAACUGUUUACGCUGCUCUUUACGAGAGCCCAAGUGUUCAGACUUCCAAAGUGACAGAAUUUCCAGCUGAGAUUCAAGCGCAAUUGGAUACUUCAGAACUAGAAUUGCAAUUGGUUCUUCAAAAUGUGACUACCUCGGAACAAUUGGCUGUCUUGAACUUGGAUGAAAUGAAAUCAACUUCCAUGCAACAGCUAUUGGAGGGUGCUGUCGCCGCUGCAGGUAGUGAAACGUUAAAAUUAUCCUUGCAGUGUGCAAAGGCUGAUCCAUCCGUACCCAAGUUGGCUACUAUUCUUGGUAGUGGCGGCAGCACUAGCGUAUCAGCAGCCCCUGCUCCAGCUCCAGCUCCUCGCCGAACCAUUGAACAGCUGGUUGCUGCAGGGAGUUCCAGCCGUUCCAUUCGAGGAUCCAAAAAGCUCAAGGUGAUAAAUAAACACACAGGAAGCUCCAAAAAUGUCCGCGUGAUCCCUGCUUUCGCUUCCUCGUCGUCUGCCUACGACUGGAUGCACAAACACGACGGCAUUCGAAUGGCUAAGGUGUUGGAGUUUCCCACCGCACAGCAGGAGACACUAGAUCAAAUGACGCAAGAGAUUGAGGUCACUAUGAGUGGUUCCAAUGGUUCGAACCAGUGUGUCUACUCGGCGAAACAACUUCGUCAGCAAACACUUGAACAGAUCUUGAGUCGAUAUCCAAGCUCGGACGAAACGGUAAUGUCAAUUCAAGUAGUCGAUGCCAAAGAAGAAGAGCCAACACCAGCUCCGGUCGUUCCUCCUCCUAAAGCGCUAAGAGCGAGGAAAAGUGACACUAUCGGGGGAUCCAUGCGGCUCAAAGUGACUAACAGUCACACGAACAAAUCCAAAAACGUCCGAAUUAUGAAGGCUGCCGCAUCGUCAGCGUCUACGUAUGAUUGGUUGCACAAUCACGAGGGUUUGCAAAUCGCAAAGAUAUUGGAGUUUCCAGAGGAGCAACAGACGGGUCUCGAUCAGAAGUCACACGAGCUCCAAGUUACCGUAUCCACAACAGGCAGCGAAAACGUGGUUUCGGGGAAGCAACUUUGUUCUAAAACUCUUUGGGAAAUUGUGAAAGGACUGCCAGAUUAUGACUCUGCCCUUGUUGCCAUGUCCAUCCAAGUGGUCGAUAUCAAAGAAGAAGAGUCAACCCCAAUUCCGAUUGUUCCUCCUACAACUCUAAGAGCGAUGAAAAGCGAUACAGUUGGGGGUUCGAUGCGACUCAAGGUGACCAACAGCCACACGAACAAUUCCAAAAAUGUUCGAAUCAUGAAAGCUGCAGCUUCGUCAGCAUCCACGUAUGAUUGGUUGUACAGUCACGAGGGUUUGGUAACUGCAAAUAUUUUGGAGUUUCCAGAGGAGCAGCAGUCGGGUCUCGACCAAAACACAUACGAACUCCAAAUCACCGUAUCCACAAAAGGCGAGGAAAAGGUAGUUUCGGCAAAAGAACUCCGCUCCAAGAGCCUAAUGGAAAUUGUGGAAGGAUUGCCAGAUUACAACACGACUCUUAUUGCCAUGUCUAUUGAAGUGGUGGAGACCAAGGAGGAAGCACCAGAAUUAGGCAAUAGCACUAGUGCACCAGCCGGUACUAUGGCAGCAAAGCGACAAAGUAGCAGUGCCAAUCUUGGAGGUUCCUUGCGGCUCAAAGUCUCCAAUUCACACACGGGCAUGUCCAAGAAUGUGCGCAUUAUGCCCUCUACCUUUUCGGCAACCACAUCAGGCUACGAUUGGCUGCACGGACAUGAUGGACUGAAAAUAGCCAAGGUAUUCGAGUUUCCAGAACAUCAGGAGGCAAUAAACCAAAAAACACAAGAAAUCCAAGCUAAUAUGCAUGCUGAUGGUAUUGACGAAAAGGUUUAUUCUGCAGAAGAUCUUCAUUUUAAAACAAUGCCUCAGAUCCUGGAUCCUAUUUUUGAACAAUUGUCAGAUCCCAACGCUCUGAUUGCCAUGUCUAUUGAAGUGGUGGAUGUCAAAGCAAAUGAGGAAGAAGAUGAAGAUGGAAACAAGCAAGUGCAGGAGAAAGAAUUGUCGGAGGAAGCCAAGGAGGCAGCCAGAUUGAAAAAGAAGGAAGAGGAGGCGGCGUUUUGGGCUGCGGAAGAAGCCAAAAUGUUGGCCCAGGCCGAGGAACGAAAGAAGCAAAAGGAGGCGAAAUUGCAAGCAGCGCUCCAAGCCGAAAACGCGGUACGAGACGCUGCCAAAAAACAAGCGGCAGAAAAAGAGGCCGCCAUCAAGGCAGAAGAGAAAGAACGUCUGGCAAAGCGGGAGGCCCAAAAACGAGCCGCCUUGCAGGCGGAAGAAGCAGCUCGAAAGCAGGCCGAAGCAGAAAGAAAGGAGCAAGAGGAGGAAGAAAGCCAAGUGCAGCAAAGGGGAGUCCAAGAGCUGCAGUCUAAACGCCAGCGAGCCAGUAUUAUAUCAGCCCAAUUGCCGGGUGGGUCACCAAAUGUCUUUUCUGGUGAGUCGUUUGCCCCGUUUGACGACGACGACGACGACGAAGAAGAAGAGCACAAUGAUGUUCAAUCAACGGAUGACGAGCUGUUGAUGAGCGACGAGGAUAAGGAGUUAGCAGCGUACGAAUCAGAUGCCAUUUUGGUGGAAGAGGAGGCACAGAUAUUGGUGUCUAAGGACGACCAAUCGCUAGAUGACGAGCUCUUGCUGAUGGACGAGCAUAAAGACUUGGAUUCCAUGGACAAUCACUCAUUGGAUGACGAGCUCUUGAAGGAAGAAGAAGAUGAAGAAUUAGAGGCAAGAGAUAUGGCCGUCUCCAUUGCUGCUAUGACGGCUAGUAAUCCUAGCGAGAAAAUAGACGGAAAGGACGAUGCCGAGAUUGACGAUUUGUUGGCCGCUGAAGAAGAACAAGCAUUGGAGAACCAAAUCGAAGCAGAAAAGCUUGAGCGAAGUCAUCGUGAGUCAACAGCUAUCUUGGCUGUUGAAGAGAUCGAAGAGUUGAUGCGAAUGGAAGAAGCAAAGCGAUUGGAAAUGCAGCAAGAAGAAGGAGAAGAAGAGGUUACUGGUGCAACAAGAGGAGUUAUGGACGAAGCACUAUUACCAAGAGACGUUGUCCCUGCCGCGGAUGUUGGUCAAGAAAGCGCCGAAGACGCAGUCAAUCGAGAGAACGUUGAUCAAAUGGAACGGUUGCUGGAGAAUAAAGAAAGUGAAAGCAGGAGAGAAAACGAGCGAAUGCUGGCGUUGGAACGGAGGGCUGCCGAAAUGGAAAAAGCAAAUGCGUUUGCUCCAGUGGAAGAAUCUCCAAGAGACCGAUCGGUAAAAGCGGAGUCACCGAAGAAGCGAAAAGGUGGCGUGGAAGGUCGAUUACGAAAAGCAGAACAAGACUUUGUUGCAGACCCAGCUCGCAAGCGAUCCGCAGAUGUCAUUCCACUAUCGGUUCAGUUUAAUGGUUUUUUGCGGAAAUUGCGAAAGGCUGUAAACUAUGUCAAGGUAUACCAGGCUGCUCGACAAGAAUCAAAUGUUGCUCGCACAAAGAUGGUGGAUGACUUUGGCAGCCUUUCCGCAACUACACCCCUCUAUGAUCUUGUUGGAAAGAAGGCGAGCUUGGAUCAAAUCGAUGAUAUCGAUGCCCGGAAAGCAGCGCAAGCAGCCACAGCCCAAGGUAUAAGAUCAUACAAAUCAAUUGAUCAGUUGGUCGAACUACAGGGCAAAGUCAGUGCCGAUGAAUAUCAGGAAGAAAUGAUAAAAUACGUCGAUGCUUGGGAUGAAGCUGUGUCCACACGGGUGAACAAAGCAAUGAUGCUGCACAAGAAGUUAGAGCAGGAUGUGCUUCAUUAUGAAAACAAGGUUGCGAAGCUGAGAAGCCAGGCACAUGAUAUGGAAGCCAAAGGCAAACUUCUUUCAUCAAAGCAGUCAGCUCGAUUGAACCGGAAUGAAAUGAAGUUGAACGAUGCCUGGCAAAUUCAUGAGCUGGAGUGCUCCUCCAUUUGCAACCUGUUGGAAGAAAUCACACUUCAGGGAUGGCACGAUCUAUUUCCGCUUGUGAGGAGCAGCAUUGAGUGGGAAGUUCGACGAAUGGAACGAGAGAUUGCCACUUAUGGCCUUGGCUUACCAGGACUUUUGAAAACUCUUGGAAGCACUGUCAAUGAUGUGCCAAUGCCGGAAACGAAACACCCCCUUCGCAAGGAGCUUGCGGAGCAACGGAACGCCAAUCGCGAUCUCGAGCGCCAGAUUAACAAGCUCCAGACAGCCUUGAAGGGAAGCUGGACAACCAAAGCAGAGUUUCAGAAAGUUGUACAAGAGGAGAACAUUGGACUUUGA